CUGAGCAUUGAAAUCAGCCUCACUUCAUCAUCUACUCUUUCUUUUUAGAGAGAGAAAGAGUUUGAGAGAGAGAGAAGAGAAGGAGAAUAUUAGUGUGUGUAUAUAUAUAAAGAUGGUUCUCCACCUUUCCUGGGUUUUCAUUUUUGGCAUUCUCGGGAACGUUGUUUCAUUCAUGGUUUCCCUUGCUCCACUGCCGACGUUUUAUCAAAUAUAUAAGAAGAAAACAUCCGAAGGGUUCCAAUCGCUUCCCUACGUGGUUUCGCUCUUCAGUGCGAUGCUUUGGAUUUACUACGCACUGCUCAAGAAGGACGCGAUGCUGCUGAUUACCAUCAACACUUUCUGCUGUUUCAUUCAGACUUUUUACAUCGUCACUUACUUCUACUAUGGUCCCAAGAAGGAGAAGCUUGUCACUUUGAAAUUGAUCCUCGUGUUCAAUGUUCUCGGGUUCGGAGUUAUCUUCUUCUCCACUUAUUUCCUUCGAGACCUGAAGAUCCGACUCGAAGUCCUCGGAUACAUCUGCAUGGCGUUCGCUUUGAGUGUGUUCGCCGCACCACUUGCCAUAUUGAGGAAAGUCAUUAAAACGAAGAGCGUGGAGUUCAUGCCAUUUUCUUUAUCUUUGUUCCUUACGUUAGGAGCAGUGAUGUGGUUCUUCUAUGGCCUUUUGUUGAAGGAUAUGAACAUCGCCGUCCCAAACGUGCUAGGGUUUAUCUUUGGGAUUCUUCAAAUGAUACUCUAUGCAAUCUACAAGAAUCACCCGAAGAAGAUGGUGGAAGAUCCGAAGCUUCAGUUAUCCGAUCAGCAUAUAGUCGAUGUGGCGAAACUCAGGUCGGUGGUGUGCUUGGAUCUAAACGCAGUGGCUCCUCAACCGAACGACGGCGACGGUGACGGAGGAAGAGACGUUGAAGCUCAUAAUACAAAGGAGACCCCUAGAGAUGCUUCCAAUAAAGUUUAGAAGUUGAUGGAAGAAGUUCAAUCAAAUUUACGUGUAGCUUCGGUUUGCAUGGAUAAUGCAAAAUUAAUGUCGUGUAAUUUAUGCCCCCUCGGUAUAAUCUUGUUCUCUCCAUCUCU
Messenger RNA from Hibiscus syriacus, 1068 nucleotides. RefSeq names its product bidirectional sugar transporter SWEET10-like. The record is from RefSeq and is a predicted model, not a curated record. Gene Ontology annotation, biological process: carbohydrate transport. Gene Ontology annotation, molecular function: sugar transmembrane transporter activity. The coding region runs from base 113 to 952 and encodes 279 amino acids. The transcript has 6 exons. NCBI's taxonomy places the organism in Eukaryota, Viridiplantae, Streptophyta, Magnoliopsida, Malvales, Malvaceae. Gene Ontology annotation, cellular component: membrane.